Messenger RNA from Pogonomyrmex barbatus (red harvester ant), 618 nucleotides. RefSeq names its product NADH dehydrogenase (ubiquinone) B8 subunit (gene ND-B8). Gene Ontology annotation, cellular component: respiratory chain complex I. NCBI's taxonomy places the organism in Eukaryota, Metazoa, Arthropoda, Insecta, Hymenoptera, Formicidae. The record is from RefSeq and is a predicted model, not a curated record.
AACAUUACAGUCUUGUAAAUGGAGUCUGCAUAUGCUAAAGUGACAUAAUAAUAGGGUUCUAACCUAAUCCGAUCAGUCGAGAAACAAAAUUGUUCGAAAUUGUGAUGAGAGUGACUUAUGUUCUUCCAAGAUUUUAGCACUUGAAAAAUGGCCACUGUGAAAUUUGGAAAACACCUGAAAGAAUUAAGAAUCCUCCUCUGCCAAACGUCAAAAUCUAGUCAAGGCGUUAGGGAUUUCAUUGAACAACAGUAUGUACCGUUGAAGAAAAAUAAUCCGAGAUUCCCCGUUUUGAUCAGGGAAUGCUCAUCGAUCGAACCGAAGCUCUACGCGCGUUUCGAAUAUGGAGUGGAACGUUGUGUGCCAUUGUCGAAUCUGAAAUCCGAAGAAAUACUUGGAAGGAUUCAGGAACUGGCAUCUCAAAAAUAAUAUACUUUAUUAUAUUAAUAAGUACAUGUAAUAUAUAUAUAUAGUGUUUUAAUAAAAUAGUUAUAUGCUUGAGUGAAAUCAAUAAUUCAUCUUAUAACAAAUUCGAUCACCAAUACUAUGUCAAAUUAGUGAAUGUGCUGUGUAUGAAAUAUAUGAAAUUAUUGAAAUGUAAAUAUAUAUAAACGUUUAAAA